Messenger RNA from Capra hircus (goat), 466 nucleotides. RefSeq names its product LIM domain-containing protein A. Bases 116 to 424 code for a protein of 102 amino acids. The record is from RefSeq and is a predicted model, not a curated record. NCBI's taxonomy places the organism in Eukaryota, Metazoa, Chordata, Mammalia, Artiodactyla, Bovidae. The transcript is spliced from 4 exons. Gene Ontology annotation, cellular component: nucleus.
CGGGUGGGGCUUCUCAGAACUUCCUGGCAGGCCCACUGGCCCUCCCCAAGGCCCGCCCCCUACCCUUGCAACCCUGCUCCAGCGCUCUGGCCCUGCAUACACACCUCUCACUACCAUGGAGUUCGACCUAUCGGCAGCCGUGGAGUCCACCUCCAAGAAGCCCCAAGGGGCAGGCAAGGUGGGAGACCCCAAGCACAGCGCCCCCAAAGUUCAGGGCGGGUCAGCUGAUAACCUAAAGCAUCACCACGGCCAUGGCCACGGCCAAGGGAGCGCCUCAGAUUCCAGCAGCAGCUCCAGCGAUUCGGAAAAUGAGGCGAAGCCCGGCUCGGAGCCGCACAAGAGCGCCUCAGGCAAGGUCAAGAAGCCCAAGGUGAAAAAGGAGAAGAAGAAGAAGGAGGAAGGGAAGAAGAAGGCUUCCCACUGAUGGGUCUGGGCGGGGCUCAUUAAACCUUUGCUCGGCCUCCUG